Penicillium cosmopolitanum is the source of this 672-nucleotide messenger RNA. Its product is annotated as anthrone oxygenase family protein. The record is from RefSeq and is a predicted model, not a curated record. The coding region runs from base 1 to 672 and encodes 223 amino acids. NCBI's taxonomy places the organism in Eukaryota, Fungi, Ascomycota, Eurotiomycetes, Eurotiales, Aspergillaceae. The transcript has 2 exons.
AUGACGACCGAUAUCCGAAUCGCUCAACUAGUCGGCACUCUGGGCUGCGGCAUCACAGCCGGCAAGCAACCUCCUGCCCGAUCCAUACAGACCCUACCAGAUGCUAACAACACGAUACAAUACAAACAGGUGGCAUGUUUAGUCACAAUUCCCGCACUUUCCCUUCCUCCCCGCCAUCCUCCCUCCGCCACUCUCCCAGAGCACGAAUCCCCCGCAACCCCGGUCUCCCACCUCAGCCGCCAAUGGCUUGACGUCUACGAGCGCGGCAAACAUAUCUUCCCGCCUAUCGCCAUAGUAGCUUCUACGGCAAAUGCCUACCUCGCCUGGAGGCUGCAUGAUGUCCAGGCCCCUGAAACGGUGGGCUGUAGCUGGAGCAGCCUCUAUAUUGCGGCCGCCGGGACCACCUUGGGGAUCAUUCCAUGGACAUUGACUGCGAUGAAGACGGUCAAUGACCAAUUGAAGGCGCAUGCGGUGAGAGAUGAUGCUUCGACGGCAGAAGGGAGUGGGGGGAUGGUUGUGAGUGCAAAGGAGAAGGCUAUGCGCGCGAAGCAGGAUGAGCAGGUGCCAGGCUUGAUGCAGGAUUGGGCAUGGCUGAACUUGUGCCGGGCAGUAUUUCCACUUAUUGGAGGUGCGAUUGGUUUCGCUGGGGCGAUUUGUAUGGAUUCAAUUUGA